This is a messenger RNA of Colletotrichum graminicola M1.001, 3456 nucleotides long. Its product is annotated as SH3 domain-containing protein. Lineage: Eukaryota; Fungi; Ascomycota; Sordariomycetes; Glomerellales; Glomerellaceae. The record is from RefSeq and is a predicted model, not a curated record. Bases 1 to 3456 code for a protein of 1151 amino acids. Gene Ontology annotation, cellular component: ESCRT-0 complex. Gene Ontology annotation, biological process: protein transport to vacuole involved in ubiquitin-dependent protein catabolic process via the multivesicular body sorting pathway. The transcript is spliced from 3 exons. Gene Ontology annotation, molecular function: protein binding.
AUGUCGACCGCCCCCUUCAGGGUCAAGGCCCUCUUCGAAUACUCCUCCCCUCAUGAGGAUGACCUUCAAUUCCCCGCCGGCGCCGUCAUCACUGUCACUGACGAGGAGGAUGCCGACUGGUACAGCGGGGAGUAUCUAGACGAUGCAGGCGUCAAACACGAAGGCAUCUUUCCUCGCAAUUUCGUCGAGAAAAUCGAGCCCCAGGCCCCGCCUCGCCCGACCAGGACCCGUCCCAAGAAGGAGGCCGAGGUCACAUCCCCAGCAUCCGAGGCGCCACCAAUUCCUCAGCUCGAUCCCCAGCCUGCGCAAGAAGCCCACUACGAAGCCGAGCAUCCCGAGCCGCCCGCCCCAGCUGCCCUCCCUACCUCACCCGAUGCAGCUGCCGAGCUCGAGCCCGAGCCCGUAAAGGCACCCGAGCCAGUUCCUGAACCGGUCCCAGCACCUCCGGCCAACAAGGCCACUGAGCCUCCCGCAGUUACGUCGCCCCCCAUCGCGAAGGCAUCGUCAACUCCCGCGAAGCCUGGUCCGCCACCCAAGCCUUCCAGUAAUGCAUUUAAAGAUCGUAUUGCUGCAUUCAACAAGGCCUCGGCCGCCCCGAUCGCGCCCUUUAAACCGACCGGUCUGGCUCAGGGAUCCUACCACAUCAAGAAGCCCUUCGUCGCUCCACCUCCCAGUCGUAAUGCAUACGUUCCCCCGCCUUCGCAGGUUCCCGUGGCCAAGGUCUACCGCAGAGACGAAGACCCCGAGAUUCUGGAAAGAGAGGCAGAGAACCAAGAGAGUGCUGAGAAGGCUGGCACGGUCCCUGGAUCCACCGGUGAGGAGGGCGAAGAUGCACCCAAGCCAACCAGCCUGAAGGAGCGCAUCGCCCUUCUGCAGAGGCAGCAACAGGAGCAGGCGCAGCGUCAUGCAGAGGCCGCUGCAAAGAAGGAGAAGGCUAAGCGACCUCCGCCCAAGAAGCGAACCGACAGCCAGGAGGCGUCCGAGGAUGCCGGCGCUGCUGCUCCUGUUCCUGUUUCUGCGCCCGAGGCCGACACGGACGACGCAGCGGGCAGGAGCUCUGUGGACUCCCCACGUUUGCCGCCUGCGCCCCGCCGCAAAUCUUCUCGGGGACCUGCUGCCGAGACUUACCACGAUGGGAACGAAGCCGAUAUGUCUGGUGCCGGUGACACCGAAGGGCCAGAGGAUCUUACCGAACGCGACGACAGUGAUGCCGCCCCGCGUCCGGUUCCUCGACCUCGAGUCGCAUCACCUGUUGGGGCAAGCAAGGAAGACGAACGAGCCGCAGAAGAGGCCGAGGAGGAGGAGGAAGAUGACGAUAUUGACCCUGAGGUUCGCCGAAGGGAGGAAAUCCGAGCAAGGAUGGCCAAGAUGAGUGGCGGUAUGGGCAUGCACGGCAUGUUUGGAAUCCCGAUGGGUGCCCCAGCCAUUCCGAAAAAGAAGAAGACAGCCGACAGGCCAGUGGAGACCUCGGCGAGGGAGGAGCGUGAAGAGGAAAUGACGUCGCCUGUUGGCCGUGUCCCUGUGCCGGGCAUGAUGGCUUUGCCAGGAAUGGGCGUGCCCCGGCGUCAAGAGGAGCCAGCUGCCGCCGAUGAGCCUGUGCCCCCCACAUCACCGAGAGCGCCGCCUCCUCCUCCGCGAACCGUUGAGGAGAACAAUGUCGACGACGAGCCCGUUGCUGCCCCCCCUCCUAGUCUCCCUACCCGUGAGCCUUCCGGAGCACCCCCUGUUCCCGGAUCACGGCCUGCACCGCCUCCUGUGCCUGCUGAAUCCCGACCCCCACCCGUCCCUCCUGUUUCUGGAAUUAAGUCGCCCAGCGAAGGUUCCGAAUCAGACGAUGAGCUGUCAGGCGGGGCCCAGGACAUUCCCAAGGCCGAAGAAGGACGCGCGCCUCCGCCUUUGCCACCGGUUGCAACCUCUGCUCGCUCGCCGCCGCCUAUCCCUGGCUCGGAGUUCUCCCCAAGUUCGCCUACAAGUUCUACGAACAAGCGGAUGAGCAGGAUGCCGCCCCCUAUUCCUGGAGCUGCUCCUCCAAUCCCCACAUCCCAGUCGCGACCGCCCCCUCCCCCGCCUCCUGGAGGUACUCUGAGCCGCCAGUCAACGCAGGACAUGCACAUGGCUUCGCCCAUGUCUCCUCCGAUCAGACCCGCCCCCCAGGGUGAGGACGAAGAUGAAGUGACCGAGUAUGAGGGUGACUACGAUACCGACAUUGCUUCCUCGGUCCCCCAUAAAGAUGCACUCAAGUCUCAUGCGCGUGACUCCAGUCUCGAUGAUACCACAUCAGUCAUGUCACCGGUUUCUGACGCUCCCCCGACCCUGCCACCGCCCAUCCCGACUGGCCCUCCACCUAGAGCCGCUCCACCCCCGGUACCCAUGCAGCCGCCGCCAUCCGAAAAGCGCCGCUCUAUGGACGUCCCGCGCGCAGCGCCGCCGCCUCCUCCGCCGGCCAAAGACGAUGACGAGUAUGAUCCUUAUAACUAUGCUUCCUCGAAGGUCCCGUACUCUCAGCGAGCCUCGAAGAUUGAGGAGGAGGAAUAUUUCGAACAGGAUACUGCGCCUUUGCCGUCGCCUCCGCAAUCCAGAGUCCCGCCUCCUGCCCCUCCUGGAGGCCGGGCCCGUCAAUCUAUGGACCUCUCCCGAGCUUCCAUGUCACAGCGGCGCUCCAUGGAUGUGCACAGGCCGUCCACAUCUGCAGAGUCCGGCUUCAUUGCUAACGAUGUUGACCUGGCCAAACAGAGCGGAUGGUGGCGUCAGGAUAAGACGGUGCCCCCAGUGUUCCAGGGCAGAAGAGACCUUUACUAUGAGACGGUCGAUUUGACAUCGGGCUCGCAAGUCACUCGCACCAUCUACGUGCUCUUCCAGGACUACUCGCAGACAGUCAUCACAGUCGAGUAUGACCAGAACAACGCCGCAGACGUUAUGCUGGACCAGCGACAUGACCCACCGCCAAGAGCGCUGCGUCAAGACGAGCUUGAGCAGUCAUACGAGCGGUUCGGGCGGCCGAUUUUCGAAGCAGUGGCGUCUAAGAAGGAAACGAUCGUGGGCGACGGAACGCCGCAGGGUCUUAUCCAUGAACUGUUAAAGCCAUUUAACGAUGCCCUGGCGCCCAUUGGAACCAGAGCCUACGGUGCGCUUGUGUACUCCAACAUGGCAAACGCCUCGACACAGCAAAACGAUCAGAUCCGACCUGGUGACAUCAUUUCCAUCCGGAAUGCUCGCUUCCAAGGCAAGCACGGCCCCAUGCACGCCAAGUACUCAAUGGAGGUCGGCAAGCCCGACCACGUCGCUGUUGUGUCGGAGUGGGACGGCACCAAGAAGAAGGUUCGCGCCUGGGAGCAGGGCCGCGAGAGCAAAAAGGUAAAGGUCGAGAGCUUCAAGCUUGACGACUUGCGCAGCGGUGAAGUCAAGAUCUGGCGUGUGAUGCCGCGAAGCUGGGUAGGAUGGACUAGCCCGUCUUAG